Molecule: messenger RNA, 2766 nt
Organism: Cladophialophora bantiana CBS 173.52
Lineage: Eukaryota; Fungi; Ascomycota; Eurotiomycetes; Chaetothyriales; Herpotrichiellaceae
Exons: 1
Coding region: 1-2766 (921 amino acids)
Biological process (GO): regulation of actin cytoskeleton organization; TOR signaling
Cellular component (GO): TORC1 complex; TORC2 complex
Molecular function (GO): protein binding
Source: RefSeq, a predicted model, not a curated record
AUGUCCAGCAGCGACUCCGAAAUCGAGUCAGAUAUUGAACCCGAUCCCAAUGAUAAUAAGCGCAUACUACGCUAUCUCAACAAACACGACAAAGAAUUCAAAGACAAGCUCUAUGUCUUUACUAUGAUGGCGAAGAGUCUGGCCAAGGAUCAUGCAAGAUCUAUCCGGCGCUUGAGAAAAGCGUGCAUGGAGUCCGCUGCCGGCAGUCAGACUUACAGUCAAGCCCCACUACCUCCAAAAGCUCUGAAACCGACGGUCGAAGAACCUGUCAGGGUUGCUGCGCAUGAAGGAGAGGAAGCCACGGAGUCCCCCGUCGUAAAUGAAACAUCCGAGCAGCUCGCGAUUACUACAAACCUCCAGGACAUGGCGCAUGCCGCGCCCGCAGUUCCCUCCCAGACGACAUUACAGCAUAGCACCAGCGACCUUCCGCCCAGUAGCAACCUCGGCCAAAUCGACGAUCCUUCUCGCUUAGAAGGUCCAAAUAUGACAGAGCAUCGGAAAUUUGAUCUUGAUGACAUUGACGACGACAAUGCUUCAUCUUAUUCCACCGAUGAAGGUGAUUUCGACAAGGAUAUUAUCCAUGAGGAGUCGCCCACCCGGGAUGAGACUAGUCGGGCCAGCGUUGCGGACAGGCGGCCAGCCGUCGCCCAACAACAAGCUGAAACACAACAUCAACAUGAAUCCGGACUUGAUGACGUCGACGACGACAAUGCUUCAUCUUAUUCCACCGAUGAAGGUGAUUUUGCCAAGGACAUUACACAUGAGGAGUCGCCCACCCGGGACGAGACCAGUCGAACUAGCGUUGCGGAACCACGGCUAGCGGUCACCCCACAACAAGCUGAAGCACAAACUCGGCAAGAACCCGUGGCUCAACGGAGAAAGAGCUCCCAAUUGCUUAACGAGGUAUCGCGUCGAUGGAAGGAAGAGGAGGAAGACUUCAUGAUUGAGAUCAUCCAUGAUUUGAUGCAGAGAGAAGACCCGGGACUAACUAAAUCUAACAUGUGGCAACGUGCGUCCGAGAUUCUCAAAACCCGCGGCUACGAUCGCACCGGCCCACAAAUGAUGGCGAAAUGGUCUUUCGGGACUCGUUACAAGUGUGAAGCUCGUGGCUUGGACUGGGCAUCUACCGUCAUGGCCAAACUCCCACACAUGGCGCGUAAGCGAAACGCAUCAUCAGGCAAUGCUCGAGAAGGAGAGUUGCACUCGACGCCAGAUGGACAGUCAACCGCUAAAAGGACCAGAAUUCGGUCUCGGAAAGUUGUCAACUCUCAAACGCCAACCUCCAAUGGACCGUCGUCCUUAGACAACAGUCACCUCUACGGGUCCCAACCAAGGCCGAACGGCAAGACCAAGACGCAGAAGCCGAAGAGACAAUCUCGAAGUGGUACGGCCCUUCAAUCAGUACUUCCUCAUCAAGAAGGGUUUAAUACCAAGGUCGAUUCAACACCUACAACAUCGGGAAACCAUUUGCGCCUUCGGGCUAUUUGGGCUCGUACCUCGAGCGGCAUGGUGCAAGUGGAUUGGUCUCAAGAUUCGAAGUACUUUGUGGCUGCUAGCAGCUCGGUAAUGGACCCCUUGACAAAUUUGAGGGAUAACCGACCCAUGAAUCUAGUUCAUGGUUCACUGCCUUCCAAGACCAUCCGAGAACUUCCCGAACAUCGCGUGGCGGGCAAUGUCCACGCCGGGGAACCAAAAUAUGUGUAUCAGACUGUCAGUGCGGUUCGAUUCGCCCCAACCGGCCACAUGAUUUACAGCGCUGGGUUUGACAACAAGGUCCGAGUCUGGGACGCUGAGAAUGAGGCUUCCAUCCAAGUCAGGACAGAAAUACAAUAUUCGCAAAAAGUAGAAGUUAUGGAUGUGGCUAGGGAGCAGAGCUCAUUAUUCGCCACUGGCACAGCAAAUGGGAUCAGAUCUAUCCGAGUCUUUUUGGCCGAGUCGGACCUGGACGGUCGCCCUCUAGAAAUCAGACCCCUCCGGGAAACAGGAAGGAAAUCGUUCCCAUUUUCUCCCACAUGUCUUAGGUUCGGACACCUGCAAAGCCGCGAUUGGUUAAUUGCGGGCUUCGGUACUGAUAGUAAUGAUCCAAGGUUUGGUGCAGGCUGUACGACAGUGUGGAAAUUUCACCAGGCCUCCUGUGAAGAGGUGUUUUUCCACACGGGAGACAGGUUUGUGUUUGAUUGUGCUUGGUCCUCGUCUGGCGAACAUUUCGUCAUCGCAAGCGCAAGCGACCCGUUGUCAAGGGCAAAUACAGCAGAGCAUUCAGUGGUCCAGCUGUACUCCUCCAACCAGCCAGAUUCAAUAGCGAGAUAUGGUUGUCGCGCAAAGGAUAUCAACGACGUAACGAUCAACUACGGUCUAGUCACAGCCUCGUGCACCGAUGGAUCGACGUAUGUUUGGGACCAACGUCAGCCUCAAAAGCCAUUACAUCGGCUGGCUCACGGUCGGCCCUCCCUUUGGCUCGCUCGCGGAGCAGAUCGUGAGAUUGAGGACGUGGGAGUCAGAUACAUCGAGUGGAGCCAUAUUCCCGGACGACUGUAUACUGGGUCAAGUGACGGCAUCCUCAAAUAUUGGGACACCCGCCGUUCACCUGCCGAUGUCCUCGUCGAGGAUCUUGCAGAUACUGGCUGUGAAAUAAUGUGUGGGCGGCUCUCACCGGAUCAUUCAUCCUUGUUGCUCGGCGACGAGGAAGGAUGUCUGCAUCUGCUCAGCACGUCGAAUGGUCCAAUUCCCGAGCAAUGGUUUCAGUUCCAAGUGCGUGAGCGGUGA